UGUGACCUGCAGGGCCUGUGGAGGAACGAGCUGGGCUCCAACAUGACCCUCUCAGCCUUGGACACAGCCGGGACAUUCUUGGGCUCCUACCACACCGCCGUGGCAGCCACCAGCAAGAAGAUUCUGGUGUCACCCCUGCAAGGAGCCCAGCAGCACGCCGGUGCCAAGGGGCAGCCCACCUUCGGCUUCACCGUGCAGUGGCAGUUCUCAGACUCAACCAUUGCCUUUGUGGGCCAGAGUUUUGUGGACCAUGCUAGGAAGGAGACCAAUCUCCUCUAG
Apaloderma vittatum (bar-tailed trogon) is the source of this 279-nucleotide messenger RNA. Its product is annotated as avidin-like. The record is from RefSeq and is a predicted model, not a curated record. NCBI's taxonomy places the organism in Eukaryota, Metazoa, Chordata, Aves, Trogoniformes, Trogonidae. Gene Ontology annotation, molecular function: biotin binding. The transcript has 2 exons. The annotation marks the transcript as partial.